AUUAAACACAUGAAUAGGCCUAUAUCAGGAAUCCGUUCACAAUGUGAAACUAAAUACCAGAUUCGAUACUAUUUUUAAAUAAUAGAAGAAACGCAAAUAUGAGCAUUGGAUGAACAAAUAUGGAUUUGUUUGAACAAGAAUCAAGAGUGUAUUGUAAUGAAAUCAGUAACAGCCAUCAUAUACCACCUUUGAAAUAUUUGUUUUUUACGCGAGACAGCAGUAAAUAAGCCUUUUCUGUUUGUCGAAUGUGCUGCACGCGCUCAUUGCGUAAAGCAGUGGUGGCUUCCCUUUUGUUCGUGGAGUUCCUGUAUUAUUUUCAUCACAAUGAAAUCGUUCUGAUUUUUGGGAUUACAGUUCGUCCCGGGUUUCCUUUAUUUGUUGUAAUUUAGUUUGGGACACUAGCCUGCUUAAAAAGCAUAUAGUUGUGCCGUGCGAUCAUGUGUUAGAUUUUUUUCAAUGCAAGCAGAAUGAACCAGGACUAGGACCCGCGGUGCAGUUAAUAAAUGGGAUGUCAAGUGGAGAAGUCUUGGACAUGUGAAGUGGGGGAAACGACUGUGUGUGGAUUCGAGGCCAACACGAAACGGAUAAUCCGUGGUGGCUAACGUUAUUCUUGUUGAAUAUUGACUAGUCUAUAGCAAGCGAACUCCCAUCGAGCGGUCUAACGUUAACUGCUUUUAUCAACAAGCAGUCCCCCUAGGAGAAACAGCACAACUGCUAUGUCAUUUUCAAAUGUUUUGUAAGAUAUUUGUGUCAACAAAUUUUUAAUUAUACUAUAUGUUAAUAGCUAGCUAAGUUAGCUGUCUUAGAAGAAAAGGGAAACGAAUAAUUUGGACCAACGACAAACGUACUGAACUCAUCUUAUUGGAUUUGGAGUAACUACAUCAUCUCUGAAGGUACCACCGUAAGGUCAUUUUGAAAAAUAAUGAUUCCACGUGUGUGAGAAACCCCAGUUGUCAAACUGGUUGAAGCCGCUGAAGCCUCUGUCCCAGCAGCAGUGUUGGUGCAAUGGGACUGGAUUUUGAUGUCAAGACCUUCUGCCACAACCUGCGGGCAACCAAGCCCCCGUACGAGUGCCCCGUGGAAAGCUGCCGCAAGGUUUACAAGAGCUACAGCGGCAUUGAAUAUCACCUGUACCACUACGACCAUGACAACCCACCCCCAGCUCAGGGCACCCCCCAGCGUAAACGAAAGGGCCGCCCACCCCGAGUUCAGGGGGGAGGAACAGAUGAUGGGGAUGGAGGUGGCGGCGGUGGAAAAGGUGGGGGCCUAGGGGGCGUUGCCAAGGGCAUGACCUCUGGAAGCCCGGAGCGCUCGGAGCGAUCUCACUCCCCUGGCCGGGAAACCAUGACUUAUGCUCAGGCCCAGCGAAUGGUGGAGCUCGAGAUCCAGGGGAAAAUCCAUCGCAUUAGCAUCUUUGAAAACUUGGAUGUGGUGUCAGAGGAUGAGAGCAGUGGGGAGGACCCUCCCUCGGGGGUGGGGGGUGGAGGUGGAGGCUGUAACGGAGGGGAAAGUGGGGGAGGUAGUGAGGCAGGCGGCAAUGGUAACAAGGACAGACCGGACACCCCUGCUACCAAUGGAGGCAAAGGCACCACCACACCAAAGUCGGGAAAGCACAAGAGCAAAGAGAAGAAGAAAGAAAGUGGAUCAGCUCACCAUCACACCCACAGCGCCCCUCCUGGACCUGCCAUCAAGCUGCCUGAGGUGGUGUUCCGUGAGCUGGACCAGGAGAGGCCAGACGCCCCUCCACGGCCUUCUUCUUAUUACAGGUACAUUGACAAAUCGGUGGAAGAGCUGGAUGAAGAGGUUGAGUACGACAUUGAUGAGGAAGACUACAUCUGGCUGGACAUCAUGAACGACAAGCGGCGUAGCGAUGGAGUGGCCCCCAUCCCCCAGAACGUCUUUGAAUACCUAAUGGAUAGACUGGAGAAAGAGUCCUACUUUGAGAGCCACAACAAGGCGGACCCCAGCUCUCUGAUCGACGAGGAUGCCGUGUGCUGCAUCUGCAACGACGGAGAAUGCCAGAACAGCAACGUCAUCCUCUUCUGCGACAUGUGCAACCUGGCGGUGCAUCAGGAGUGCUACGGCGUGCCCUACAUCCCCGAGGGCCAGUGGCUGUGCCGCCGCUGCCUGCAGUCGCCCUCGCGGGCUGUCGACUGCGCCCUCUGCCCCAACAAGGGCGGAGCCUUCAAGCAGACGGACGACGCUCGCUGGGCCCAUGUAGUGUGCGCCCUGUGGAUUCCAGAGGUCUGUUUCGCAAACACGGUGUUCCUGGAGCCCAUCGACAGUAUCGAGCACAUCCCCCCGGCACGCUGGAAGCUCACCUGCUACAUCUGCAAGCAGCGCGGCUCCGGGGCCUGCAUCCAGUGCCACAAAGCCAACUGCUACACGGCCUUCCAUGUGACCUGUGCCCAGCAGGCAGGGCUGUACAUGAAGAUGGAGCCGGUGAGGGAGACUGGUGCCAACGGGACCUCCUUCAGCGUGCGCAAAACGGCCUACUGCGACAUCCACACUCCGCCCGGCUCCAUGCGACCCAUGGGAGGCAUGGGCGGAGCCAGCCUGAACUCCUCCCACAGCGAGGGGGAGCCAGAGGAAGAGGACGAGCCGGGGCCCCAUGAUGAGGACUCCAAAGGGUGGAGCUCAGAGCGGGUGAAGCGGGCCAAGGCCAAGUCCCGCCUCAAAAUGAAGAGGGCCCGCAAGAUCUUAGCAGAGAAAAGGGCAGCGGCCCCUGUUGUGUCGGUGCCCUGCAUACCCCCACACAGGCUUAGCAAGAUCACCAGUCGCCUAACAGUCCAGAGAAAGAGCCAGUUCAUGCAGCGGCUGCACAGCUACUGGACCCUGAAGAGGCAGAGCCGUAAUGGAGUCCCUUUGCUACGCCGUUUGCAAACCCACCUGCAGUCGCAGCGCAAUGCAGAGCAAGUCCCCACUAGGGACAGCGAGGAGAAGCAUGCAGCCCUUAAGGAGCAGCUGAAGGCCUGGCAGAGGCUCCGGCACGAUCUGGAGAGAGCCAGGCUGCUGGUGGAGCUGAUCCGUAAGAGGGAAAAACUCAAGAGGGAGACGAUCAAGGUGCAGCAGCUGGCUCUGGAGAUGCAGCUGACGCCAUUCCUCAUCCUGCUGCGCAGCACCCUGGAGCAGCUGCAGGACAGAGACACCAGCCACUUCUUCACUGAGCCCGUCCCAUUGGCCGAGGUCCCAGACUACUUGGACCACAUUGAGCGGCCUAUGGACUUCCAGACCAUGUGGAACUGCCUGGAAUCCCACCGCUACCUCAGCUUUGAGGCAUUUGAAGCCGACUUUGGCCUUAUAGUGAACAACUGCCUCAAGUACAAUGCCAAGGACACAGUGUUCUACCGAGCUGCACUACGCCUUCGGGAGACAGGGGGCGCUGUGCUCCGGCAGGCCCGCCGCCAGGCCGAGAGAAUUGGCUUCGACUAUGACACGGGCAUGCAUCUGCCCCGGGAGCCCAGCACCGAGACGCCCCGCGAACGGGAAAGGGACAGGGACAGGGAGAGAGACAGAGAGAGGGACAGGGAGAGAGAGAGGCCACCAACCUCCACGGAGGAUGAUCUGUUUUUGCCAGAGAAUCGCCGGCGCCUCCCGCUGGAGGAGCAGCUGCGCGUGCUGCAGGCGCGCUUUGAUGAGGUCAGUGCAGGAAAGCACAGCAUUGGCCGGUCCCGGCGCGCCAAGGCCCUGCGCAAGGAGAUGACGGUCAUCAAGCGCAAGCUGGCGCACCAGCGCGAAGUGGGGAGCGCCCCUGGCACCCGUGACCCCGGAGGCAGCGGGGAGCGCGGGACCUCUGCGCCCCACCACCACCCGUCCUGCACCCCACGCCACGACGAGGGGGGAGAGAGCAGCAGCCAUGAGAUCAGCAGCAAAGACCUGAGUGCUUCCUCCUCUGCCCUUGCUCCGGAGGUGGGACGUAGAACCUCUGUACUCUUCUCCAAGAAGAACCCCAAAGCAGCUGGACCCCCCAAGAGGCCUGGCCGGCCCCCCAAGAACCGGGACGCUUCCCAGGGAGGUCCCGGUGUGAGCCCCAGUCCCAUCGGGCCCCCCCAGCUACCCCUCCUCUCCUCCCGGCAGAGAAAGAGACCCCGCAGCCCUCGAACCAGCUCCAGCUCCGAGAGCGACAGCGACAACGACGACCUCCUCCUGGGCCUCCCCAGUAACGGCUUUGACGGGGGCAGCCAGCCGGUGACGGAGAGCUUCCGCGUGUACCGCAACGAGCGCAGCCUGCCGCGCUCCAGCUCCGACUCGGAGUCCUCCACCACCAGCAGCAGCAGCGCCGCCUCGGACCGUACCAGCACCACUCCGUCCAAGCAGGGCCGGGGCAAGCCGUCCUUCUCCCGCUCCACCUUCCCGGAGGACAGCAGCGAGGAGACGUCGGGGACGGAGAACGAGUCCUACUCUGUGGGUGGGGGGCGAGGCGUGUCGCACAUGGUGCGGGGCCGGGGCAGGUCUGGGUGCUGGAUGAGCCCAGAAGACUACGCAUCACUGGAUGCACUAGAUCUGGUCUGGGCCAAGUGUCGAGGCUAUCCAUCAUACCCAGCUCUGAUCAUUGACCCCAAGAUGCCCCGUGAGGGGGUGUUUCACCGGGGCGUGCCCAUCCCUGUGCCCCCGGUUGAUGUGCUGAAGUUGGGGGAGCAAAUGACCCAAGAGGCCAGGGAACACCUCUUCUUGGUGCUUUUCUUCGACAACAAGAGGACCUGGCAGUGGCUGCCCCGAUCCAAGCUGGUCCCGCUGGGGGUGGAGCCGGAGCUGGACAAGGAGAAGAUGCUGGAGGGCCGGAAGUCCAACAUCCGCAAGUCGGUGCAGGUGGCCUACCACCGGGCCAUGCAGCACCGCAGCAAGGUGCAGGGGGAGCAGAGCAGCGACAGCAGCGACACGGACUGAGCGCGCACGCCUGCUGUCCACGCACGCGCACACACUGACACACGCACGCACACUCUCCCGCACGCGGCACAGCUGGCCUGGCACGGGAGGAACGGCCAGUCUGUCGCCUGUCGUGCUCUGAGCCUUCCGGCCCUUCGGCUUCAGCGUAAUCUGUAGUGCAAAGCUGUCCUCCUGGGGAAACGGGGCCAAAACGGGCGGUUGCAAGUAGAGGGCGAGCAAAUGAGUGUGUGCGCUCCACAGAAUCACAGAAAGAGAAGUACUUUGCGCUUGUUUACACAUUUAGCUGAUCUGUGUAAAUAUGUAUUUAAGGCUUGGAAGGAUGAGAAAGUAAUCAUAAUGCUAUACAAAAAUGAUCCUAAAAUCAUGAUUUCAAAACUUGCUUGCAAUGCAGGUUGACAUGCACCUGUGGGCGUGCAUGUGUGUCUGUCUGUCUGUCUGUUUGUCUGUCUGUGGUUGUUCCUUCAGCUGAAAUAUUGGCGCUAUGGUGCCUGGAUUGGCAAACACAGAUGAGUAGCGCUGGUGGGACUAACACACACACACACACACACACACCCCCGAACACAAAUACUCAUAUAACACACAGAAGCACACGCACAGCCUUGUUCCUGAGGUAUGCUGUACCAGUGGUCACAGCAUACAAGUCGUUACUCCAACUCCUGUCUGCACAACCCUCUUCAUAAUGGAGUGAACAACUACGUGACUGUACUACAAAGGAACACAGCUCUCAAUCUGAAUUCUAAUGUUUUGUGAUCACAAAUGUCUUCUCUUAUUUAUUUGUCUCUGUGAUUUCUGUGUCGGUGGAUUUCGGAGCCCCUAAAAAAACUUGCACUGUGGGGAUGUUUUGUUUUUUUGUUUUCAGUUUUGUUAUUUUGUUAAUAUUUUUCUCGGAUGAACCAGUGGUUUUUGAUGAAUAAUGUUAAAUCAUUUAACGUCGGUAUAGGAAUGCAAGGCUGCCCAGUCUUUGAAAGGACUUGAAAAGCAAUGGUCAGCCAGAGGGGUUUUAUUGUCAUCUGUCAUAGUUUCAGGCCAAUGGUAUUAGAACUUUUAUAUAUAAAUACAAAGUUAAAAAAGAUAGGACUUUAAUAAAAGAAUUGAGUUUUGUA
Anguilla rostrata (American eel) is the source of this 5990-nucleotide messenger RNA. It is a transcript of the gene brpf1, whose product is annotated as bromodomain and PHD finger containing, 1. Gene Ontology annotation, molecular function: protein binding. Bases 1006 to 4887 code for a protein of 1293 amino acids. NCBI's taxonomy places the organism in Eukaryota, Metazoa, Chordata, Actinopteri, Anguilliformes, Anguillidae. The transcript is spliced from 17 exons. Gene Ontology annotation, cellular component: MOZ/MORF histone acetyltransferase complex. Gene Ontology annotation, biological process: regulation of transcription by RNA polymerase II. The record is from RefSeq and is a predicted model, not a curated record.